Drosophila rhopaloa is the source of this 360-nucleotide messenger RNA. RefSeq lists its product as uncharacterized. The transcript has a single exon. The record is from RefSeq and is a predicted model, not a curated record. NCBI's taxonomy places the organism in Eukaryota, Metazoa, Arthropoda, Insecta, Diptera, Drosophilidae. The coding region runs from base 1 to 231 and encodes 76 amino acids.
AUGAAGUUCCUGGCUAUCUGCAUUUUCCUGAUCCUGGCCCUGGUGGCCGUCCAAGCCAAUCCCAAUCCAGGUGGUGCCUCGGCCAACGCCAACGCCAACGCCGCGGCCACAAGCUACGGAGGUGGUCCUGCCUCCGCCUCUGCCACGGCAAACGCUGAGGCCAACGCCUCUGGAGGCGAUGAAGGAUACGGAGGACACGGGAGACACGGAGGACGCAGAGAUCGAGGAUAGAUCCCAGUGAGGAUCGGAUCCGAGCCCUCCAAACUGCCUGAAGAGUGGGCACGUCCCGGACAUGCCUUCCGAGGUGCAGCGCUACCGAAACUAGUUAAAUAUUAAAAUGCUAAAUAGGUUUCUCGCAAA